This is a messenger RNA of Mucor mucedo, 720 nucleotides long. RefSeq lists its product as uncharacterized. Bases 1 to 720 code for a protein of 239 amino acids. The record is from RefSeq and is a predicted model, not a curated record. The transcript is spliced from 3 exons. Lineage: Eukaryota; Fungi; Mucoromycota; Mucoromycetes; Mucorales; Mucoraceae. Gene Ontology annotation, molecular function: protein binding.
AUGUUUGGACAGCUCUGUUCGAAUGAUAGUAAAAAUGGGGUGAGUGUCACAACAGAAGAGGACAAUACAUCAUCCGCCAUUCUUGACUAUUAUGCAGCUUCUGAAAAUAUUUUACAUACAGCAGCUGUCUCCAUCUCAUCCACCUAUAAUCCAAGUCAUGACACUUUAGACCGUGACGACGGUGAAAGAGACCUGUUACUAGGCAUUGCAUCCUAUGAAAAGGGUGAACUCGAACAAGCGUCUUACCAUUGGAAAGUCGCCGCCGAGAGUGAAUCUCCGCUGGGCAUUUUCUUUUAUGGCUUGACCCUGAGACAUGGCUGGGGCUGUCGAAAGAGUCCUGCACUAGCAGUAAGAUUUCUUCAAAAAGCAGCUGAAUAUCCUGUAUUUGAUUUACAAUCUGGUAUCAACCGAUUUAUAUCUGCAGUUAAAAUAGAAUCGUUAGUUUUAUCUAUUUAUGAAUUGGGAGAGUUCUUUUGGCAUGGCUGGGAGGUACCCAAGAGUGUAGCAAUAGCCACAUAUUACUUUCAGGUGGCUUCCACUAUGGGCAACACAGAUGCCAUGAACGAUUUGGCCUUUUGCUAUAAACAUGGUCAUGGCGUCGAAAAAGAUGAUGUCAAAGCUGCACAGCUUUACAGACUAGCAGAAGAACAAGGAAACGGUCUAAAAGAUAAUUCAUGGAUCUGGCACGAACAAUACAAUGAUGAUAUCGAACCCAACUAA